Molecule: messenger RNA, 3240 nt
Organism: Xenopus laevis (African clawed frog)
Lineage: Eukaryota; Metazoa; Chordata; Amphibia; Anura; Pipidae
Gene: klhl31.L
Product: kelch like family member 31 L homeolog
Exons: 3
Coding region: 220-2124 (634 amino acids)
Cellular component (GO): nucleus
Source: RefSeq, a predicted model, not a curated record
UUCACCCAAACGUUGGUCUCUUUGUAAUGUGAAAGGGAAGGCUUGAGGAAGUGAGCUGUAGUGACUGGCGCUGAGAAGUGACUGUAGCUCUGGUGUUUUAUAUCGUUUGAAUAUUUGACUACAUUUGGAAGUAGUUCUGCUCCUGUGCAUCAAGCCUACAGACUGGGACAGUAACUGACAUCAAAGGAAAGGUCUUGGCUGUGAUUCCUCAUUGCAGUCAUGGCACCAAAGAAGAAGAAUGCUAAGAAGAAUAAGGCAGACAUCAAUGAGAUGACCAUCAUUGUAGAGGACAGCCCUCUAAGCAAACUCAAUGGUUUGAGUGGUCUAAUUGAUGGUGGGAAUGGCUUCAGUUACAUUUCAACAGAAGUUACCGAUUCUUCCUAUGGCACUUCCCUUAUGGAAGGGAUGAGCAGAAUGAGGCAGGACAGUUUCCUUUGUGAUCUAACCAUUGGUACCAAAACAAAAUCUUUUAUGGUUCAUAAAGUUGUUAUGGCCUCCUGCAGUGAAUACUUCUAUAACAUCCUCAAAAAGGAUUCCUCAACUCAGAGAGUUGAUCUGAAUGAUAUCUCUCCACUAGGCUUAGCCACUGUAAUAACAUAUGCAUACACUGGAAAGAUUACCCUUUCUUUAUAUACUAUAGGCAGCACCAUAUCUUCAGCAAGUUACCUGCAGAUAAAUGCCCUUGUAAACAUGUGCUGUGAUUUUCUAAUGCAAGAAAUGAAUGUCGAAAACUGCAUGUAUGUUGCUAAUAUUGCAGAAACCUAUGGACUCAAAAGUACAAAAGAAGCAGCACAGAAAUUUAUCAGAGACAACUUCAUUGAGUUUUCUGAAACAGACCAGUUUUUGAAAUUAACCUUUGAUCAAAUCAAUGAAUUUCUAAUAGAUGACUAUUUACAACUUCCUUCUGAAAUUGUGGCGUUCCAAAUUGCAAUGAAAUGGCUUGACUUUGAUGAAAAGAGAAUAAAAUAUGCCUCUGGUCUCAUUAGCAAUAUCCGCUUUGGUACCAUCUCAGCCCAAGACCUUGUCAACUAUGUUCAGUCAGUGCCUCGUAUGAUGCAAGAUACAGAUUGCCACAGGCUAUUGGUAGAAGCCAUGAAUUAUCAUCUACUUCCAUUUCAUCAGAACACUUUGCAGUCUAGAAGAACAAAAAUACGUGGUGGUUCCAGGGUCUUGGUUACUGUGGGGGGUCGCCCAGCUCUAGCAGAAAAGUCCCUAAGCAGGGAAAUUCUAUACCGAGAUCCUGAAGGUGGAUGGAAAAGACUGGCAGAACUUCCAGCUAAGAGUUUCAAUCAAUGUGUCACUGUAAUGGAUGGAUUUCUGUACAUUGCUGGUGGUGAAGACCAGAAUGAUGCCCGAAACCAAGCCAAACAUGCUGUCAGCAAUUUUUGCAGAUAUGACCCUCGUUUCAACACAUGGAUUCACCUGGCUAACAUGAUCCAGAAACGCACUCAUUUUAGUCUUAAUGUGUUUAAUGGCCUUAUUUUUGCAAUUGGAGGCCGUAAUUCUGAAGGGGGUCAGGCAUCAGUUGAGUGCUAUGUGCCUUCAACUAAUCAGUGGCAAAUGAAAGCACCACUAGAAGUAGCUAGGUGCUGUCAUUCCAGCUCCAUAAUAGAUGGUAAAAUCUUGGUCGUAGGUGGAUAUAUAAAUAAUGCAUACUCCCGAUCUGUGUGUAUGUAUGACCCAUCUAUGGAUAGCUGGCAAGAUAAAGCAAACCUCAGUACCCCUAGAGGUUGGCAUUGCUCUGUUUCACUUGGUGACAGGGUGUAUGUUAUGGGUGGCAGUCAACUUGGUGGUCGUGGUGAGAGAGUUGAUGUUCUACCUGUAGAGUGUUACAAUCCCCACACAGGUCAAUGGAGCUACGUUGCUCCUCUUCAAAAUGGAGUUAGUACAGCUGGCGCUUCAACUCUCAAUGGAAAAAUCUAUCUAGUUGGCGGCUGGAAUGAAGUGGAAAAGAAAUAUAAGAAAUGCAUCCAGAGCUACAAUCCUGAUCUCAAUGAAUGGACAGAGGAAGACGAGUUACCUGAAGCAACAGUCGGGGUGUCAUGCUGCUCCAUUAACAUGCCCAAUUUUAAAACACGAGAAUCUAGGGCAAGUUCAGUGUCUUCUGUACCAGUCAGUAUAUAAAUACCACCUGAAAUAAUGUUAGUGCCACUGGUUUUUUUUUUUACACUUCAACCCCUUCUGCCAAUUAUUUUGAGGUUUGUGAUAUUUAAAUUACUUCAAAAAUGUCUUAGGAAAGGAAUUAUAUUAAAGAAACACACUGGGGAAUUAAAUUAUUUACUGCUGCCAGAGAUCUUUUUAAAGGAAUAUCCCAUGAAAAGCAAAAGUGGCCACUUAAGUUUUAGAAAGUGCUAAUACAUUCAAAUAUUGUAUGUUGUGCACAAAGCAGUGAAUGAUGCAUGUUAUUUGCUAUACAUAAAGGCAUGAACAUUAAUUAGGUGAAUUAAUAAUUAGUCCAAUCGGAACAUAAUAUUUUUAUAUUUAUCUGAAAUCAAGAAGCAACAGAUACGAUACCUUAUCCCAUGUGUCCUACAAUCUGGAAUGCUUUAAAAAUCUUGCUUCCAAAUCCAGGAAAUUCUGCUCCAAACUGGGAAUUCGCUGGAUUUGUGAGUAGGUUGUGGGCGGUCUUCCUCCUUUUCUCCAUACCUCCAACUUGAAACUGAAAAGGAAACUAGCAGAGGGGCAAAAGAGUUGAAACAUUUUUACUCUAAUACUAUUCCCCAGCUGGUCAGCACUAAAUAAAAGUAGAUUUUGGUUCCAAAGAUUCCAGAUAAUGGGUUCCCUUCCUGUAUACAUACACAUAUGCAGCCAUAUAUACUUCCAUGAGAGGGCUCUAAAGCUGAUUCUUAAUAAUAAUUUGUAUACUCAGGAAAGGCCUUUAGAGUGCAAUAUAAAAAGCCUCUUAUAAGAAACAUGCACCCUCAGUACCUCAGCACACCUCCAUGAGACAGUGGCAUAACAAUAUCUACACACUACAAAGUAUAUCUGAUUAUUAGUAACACUGUAAUUAUUCAGUCCUGUAAUAGUACUUGAGAAAUACAGCAAUGACUGUACAAGGAGGCCAAUUCAUUUAGAGCUCAGUCAUUUGCGAUUACAAUAACAUCUUUAUCUAUUUAGAACUGUGAAAAAAACUAUUGCUAUUUAAUCCUGUGGAUCAAUUUUAUAACAUUAGGCCUGUAUUUAACAUUCUGUUUGUGGAAACUGCUCAAGGAAAAAAUAAACAUUAUUUGCAUGAAUCAA